Molecule: messenger RNA, 3812 nt
Organism: Photinus pyralis (common eastern firefly)
Lineage: Eukaryota; Metazoa; Arthropoda; Insecta; Coleoptera; Lampyridae
Gene: IA-2
Biological process (GO): protein dephosphorylation
Cellular component (GO): secretory granule
Molecular function (GO): protein tyrosine phosphatase activity
Source: RefSeq, a predicted model, not a curated record
GGUGUCUCUUCAGCCAGCGACUUUGCUUGGAGGAAAUCGAAUGGUGCUUUGAUGAUUACGCCUUUGGGCGAUGUUUGCCUACAACGGGAAGUGUGGAGGAGGAAGACUUGUAUCGGUUUGAUCUGGAAAGGGAGGUGUUGCACGCUUUAAGUCGUGAACUGAGGAGACUGUUCGCUUUGGGUUACCGUUGGAGUCAUGCAUAUACUCAGUGUACACUGCAAGGCAUGCUGUUCGCCGCUAAAAAUGACAUUGCGUUCGACCCGAUUACAUGUUCACAUUUAGUUGAUCAAGACUUGGAAGGUGCGCUUAAAGCGUUAGAAGGUGAAGACACUAUCGACCCUGAUAAAGUUGCAAUUGUGAAAUUUACACCGAGCGCCGAGAACCCUCACGCCCAAUAUGCAGAUGAAGUCUACUACCCUCCAAUUCCCGACGAACGAGCCGCGGCGCGUGACAUAAUUUUGCCUCCGAAUGCAGUCGACGUAUUUGAUAUGCCCGAUCCUUACGCGGGCUAUGAAAUAAAGAAGCGCGAAUGGAUUCCGCAAAUGAGGCGCCGUUCCGUAUCCCCUACGUACUUUAACGAGUAUUAUAAUAGCCCGCUAGGUUUUAGACUGGGGGAGGAAACGAGAGACUCUCAGGAUUACCUAUCUGAUGGUAACGAGAACGAGUUCCUUACAAACGACAUUCCUUACACUUCGACGACGGAUUUAAGCGUUGACGAUUUCAAAGAAUUUUACCCCACUAUAAAUUUUUUAAGCAAAUUUAACCUCAACUCGGAUGACGUACGAAAAUUGCUGCAACCGGAAAAUGUACCGAUCUUACAGGCGAUUUUGGAAGGGUUCGACAAGGAGGAGAGUAAUUACGACACUGACGUCCUCGCACUGCUCAGGCAAAGGAUGGAGAAUGACGAGCCAGUCGAGCCCGAGAGAUUUUCAAUGCUCUACAAUACUCCGGAAGGUUUCAGAUCUGGAUGGGAGUCUAGAGAUAUUCAAGGACUUGGAGAUGACUUGCCCGAGUCGAGAGUCUAUUAUGAGGAGAACGAGGAUAACGGCGUGGAAAGGCAAGAUGAUGGAAGUGGAGAGUCGACGGAACCGGAAAUAUUUCGCGAGUUGAAACAAUUGCACGACAAGUAUGGCAAUGACGUCGACGUUACCCAAUUUACUAACAAUCACCAACCGUCCAGCGGUUUGGCUACUAAAACCAGUGAUAAUAAUAACAAUAACAAUGGACAAUCCGGUAUCUACACAGAAGGAGGCGUCGUGUACGUCCCUGACUCACAAAUUCAGGGAAACACAAGGGUUGACGAGGAAGAAUCCUUCAAUAAUGACCUAGACGAGUUACUCGAGCGUUACAAUAGUGGGUUUAAGAGACCCGAGCGACUCGAUGUUAAGAAACCAGGCCCACUCUUCGAUUUGCAGCUUAACGAUGGAAAGAAUCAGUUAGCCGUCGAUUAUGAUACCGUAAUGCCCUCCAUGAUGAAAAAAGAACCACGAGGUGCGCAUCCUAAUCCGCUUCAUGAUAUCUACGACGUUGAUACUAAUUUCGUUUACGUGAUAUUUAAGGACAGCCUAAGCACUUGGCAGCAGGGAGAGGAGGUAAUUGGUAAUAUCUCCAACUUACUAAAUUUGGAACCGAAGGCGAUCACUCACGGAAGAGUUGAACCGAACGCGGUUACCUUUAAAGUUAAUAAAAACGCCCAGAGUUUGAACGCGACCGAGGUGGCACAAAGAAUUGGAGAGCUUCGGGACAAGAUCAACAAAGCUACCGGUAUGACUAUUAUGGCGGCUGGAGUUGGAGAUAAGAUCAAAGAGCAGGCAGUUUUCACAUCCAAAGUCGAUGAGCCCGUUGAAUUCUACGUUAUCGCGUUGCUACUAGCCGGACUUUGCUUGACUUUUGUUAUAACGGCAUGUAUUCUAAUAGUAAUCCGUCGACAUAUUAUUUCCCGUGAGAAGUUACACGGAUUAACUCGUCCAGAUACGGAAGCUAGCAAAGACUAUCAAGAUUUGUGCAGAGCAAGAAUGGCGACCAAGACCCAACCACAAGCAGAGACCGUUCACGGAAGAAUAACAUCACUAUCACGCGAAUCGGAACAAAGCCCAUCCAGUCGAUCUAGUACAUCAUCGUGGUCCGAGGAGCCCGCCUUGCAUAACAUGGAUAUAUCAACCGGACAUAUGGUUUUGAGUUACAUGGAGGACCACCUGCGCAAUAAGGAUCGUUUAGAACAAGAAUGGGUAGCGCUCUGCGCCUACGAAGCCGAGCCGUGCUCGAGCACCGUCGCUUUGAAACCGGAAAACGUGGAGAAGAACCGUUACCCUGAGAUUCUGCCGUAUGACCACGCCAGGGUUGUCUUGAACGACUUGACGAAUGCGUCCGGUUUUGACUAUAUCAAUGCAUCGAGUAUAACAGACCAUGACCCCCGAAAUCCGGCCUACAUAGCAACGCAAGGACCCCUACCGCACACUUCCCCCGACUUCUGGCAGUUAAUUUGGGAGCAAGGAGCCGUCGUAAUAGUCAUGCUGACGCGUCUUACCGAAGCUGGGAACGCGAUGUGCCACCGGUACUGGCCCGAGGAGGGUUCGGAAAUGUAUCACGUCUACGAAGUGCAUUUGGUGAGCGAACACAUAUGGUGCGACGACUACUUGGUUAGAUCGUUCUAUUUGAAAAACACUAAGACCGGAGAGACGAGAACCGUAACACAAUUCCAUUUCCUUUCCUGGCCGGAAACCGGGAUACCUUCUUCGACAAAGGCGCUACUCGAAUUCAGACGAAAGGUCAAUAAAUCAUAUCGUGGGAGAUCGUGUCCGAUUGUUGUACACUGCAGCGACGGAGCCGGUCGAACCGGAACGUAUUGUUUGAUAGACAUGGUUUUGAGUAGAAUGGCGAAGGGAGCAAAGGAAAUCGAUAUUGCGGCCACGUUGGAACAUUUACGAGAUCAGCGACCAAGGAUGGUGGCCACUAAGCAACAGUUCGAGUUUGUACUGACCGCUGUUGCUGAAGAAGUGCACGCCAUUUUAAAAGCCCUACCUCCUCAACCGGCACCGGGUAGCCAACCGGAUAAAGAAAAGGAAAAACAGUAACUUAUUUUUGAUAGUUAGAUUUUAUUGUAUAACUACAUAACGUGAAACAUUUCCAGCCCUGUUUCACGUACUGUAGUAGUACCAUUCUCCUUGAACAUGAAUUGGUUGUACGUUUGAGUUGACCUGACCAGAUUUAUAUAUUUGAGUACGUUCUAGUCACUACCGAUUAAUUUAUUGAAGGUAAGGUAUAUGUUUGCAAAAAAAAGAUGACACCUUUCCACAUAUCUGUCUCUGUUUUUUGCUAUGAAAAUUCUACGUUUUUUUAAGCUUUGCAAGUACCUACUGUAAGAUGUUAUAUCAAGUAACAACUUAUCAAAAUUAUGUUUACACUGAAUGUUAAAAUGUAGUACGAUAUAUUUUGUGUAUAAAUGUAUUUAUGGAAAUGAUCCUAAAGGUAUAUUCCUCCCCUAUUUAAUAUUAGAUGCGUUGAAUCUUUAAAAAGUUUUAAUAGAUUAGGUAAUUUCCUUCGUUAAUAUGAUUAAUGAUAUAUUGAGAGCUGCCAGAUGAUAGGCAAUUAUUUAUUAUAUACGUUGAUCAAUUAUAUAAUUAUGUAUUGAAAAACAUGUUUUCUGCAUUUGCGAUUUUGAUAUCCAGCCUCUCAAAAUCGUCAAUGCAUUACAUUGCGAUGUAUGGAUUCGCACAACAGAAUGAUAAUAAAUUUUUUGAGCGCAGACUGAACUUGUUGGAGGACAUAUUUUUGGAGUUUGAAUUAUGAUGAAGUAUAUGUAUAAAAAUAUA